Paramecium octaurelia is the source of this 795-nucleotide messenger RNA. NCBI's taxonomy places the organism in Eukaryota, Ciliophora, Oligohymenophorea, Peniculida, Parameciidae. The record is from the annotation of a GenBank genome assembly.
UAUGAUCAAACCUUGUUAAUUGUAACCAAUAUAAAAAAAUAAAUUCAAACUAGAAAAAAUUAAAUAAUAACCAAAAUUACCUAAACUAAUAAAGUUAAGAUUGAUUUAGAGUAGAGAAGUUAGUCCUUGGUGAAUAAUUUGUUUAUAAUUUUUAUUCAUGAUUUAUAUGAUAACAACUUAUCCCUCUCUCAUUGAAAAUAAAUAAAGGAAACAAGUGUAAUUCUCAAGAAUAAUGACUAUCACUCUUUAAUUUUUUAUAAUUAAGCCUCAAGUUAAAAUGCUUCAAAUAAUAAUUUUAAAUUGUUCUAUGGAGUAGGCUACAUUUUAGAUCUUAAGAAACACUUUAAUAAAGUUAUCAAUGUUUUGAAAUAGUUGGUCCAUAAGGAGAGGGUUUCUGAAAAACUGGAAUAUAUUUAUGAAAAUCAAUCAAAUAAAAUAAGAUAAUUGGAUUUCUUUAAUUUUGCAUUUAAAUUAGGGUAAGCUCUUGAAUAGGAAAUUGAGAGAAUCUUUGAUAAUUACAUCAUGAGAAGCUUAGAUUAAGAAAAUAAGAUCUUUAACGCUAUGUAGUUUUAAUCGGAUAUUUAUCUUCCAUUAGUUAAUGAUUAUAUAAAAAAAUCCUGCAACAGUUAUUUAAAUUUAAAUUCAAAAUUGCGCAUAAGAUAAGAAGAAUGCAGAACUAUUUGGAUGAUCGAUAUUCCAGUGAGAAAAUGAAAAAUCAGAUGAUCCAAAAGAUUAACCAUGAUCAAACCCCAUUAAUUUUUUUCAGUAGAUAAAUAAGGAGUAUGUAUAACUCAA